AUGUAUCUAAAUGGUGAUCUUUGGUUACCGAAUGAUUUUAUGGGUGAUCCCGUACCAUUAGCUUUAACAUUUGCUCAAUUAGCAAUAGCUAACGGAGUUAAAAUUAUUGAAGAUUGUUAUGUAGAAGAGAUUCUUACAGAAAAGCAACGUACUGGACAAUCUGAUCGUGUAACUGGUGCUGUAACAUCAAAAUGGGCACGUGAACUUGAAUUUCAAACUUCACCAAGUGUACGAUUUUCUACUCAAGUAUGUGUACGGUUUUAUAUUCAACUAUUAGCUGAUCAUAGUGUAUUAAUUGAUGGUUUUCUACGUCAAUUAAAACCUAUUUUUUCAAAUGGUGUUCCAGAUACAUUUCAUUUUUCGCUUCUACCCGAUAAUUGGGAUGAUUUUCAUUGGAUAUUAAGUAAUACUAUCAAACGAUUUCCUAUUCUAGCUGAAAGUGAAUGUGAAACAUUAAUUACUGGUGCUGAUAGUUUUACACCGGAUGGUCGAUUAAUAAUAAAUGAAUCAGCUGAAGCUACACUUGCUGGUGAUGUUGGAAAAUAUAUAGCUGAAUUAAUAUAUAAUGCAAAUACAAAUUUAAGUACAUGGCCUGCUGAUAUACGACGUUUUAUGCGUUUACACACAAAUAAACGAUUUCUUCAAGAUCGUUUACGAGAAAUACCAGGAAAACAAUAUUCAUUGAAAUAUCCAACUUAUGCAAAUCAAAGUGUUGUGGAUUUUCUUCAAAUGCUUUGUGCACUUAAUAUUGAUAAGCCAAUUGUUACUGUUGUUCAUACAGGAAUGUUAAAUGAACAAGGUGGUUAUGAAAAUGAUUGUUUUGCCAUACGUCUAGGAGAAUAUCAUUUUCUUUUGGUGAGUCCAACGUCACAAUCAACUCGCAAUAUGAUAUGGCUUAAAACACAUGUACCAGAAGAUAAUUCUAUUUUUCUUUCGGAUGUAACUUCACUUUAUACAGCAUUGAAUGUAAUUGAACCGAAAGUCAAAUAUUUAUUAUCUGAAUUAAGUGAUGAAAAUUUUAAUGAUUUUGCAAGAAUGACUUGUCAAGUAAGUCAAAUACGUUGGAGUGGUGCACCUAUUUAUCGUAAUGGUGAAUUUUGUGGAUUUAUUACUUCUGCAGCAUAUGGUUUUACACUUGGAAAACAAGUAUAG
Adineta steineri is the source of this 1152-nucleotide messenger RNA. NCBI's taxonomy places the organism in Eukaryota, Metazoa, Rotifera, Eurotatoria, Adinetida, Adinetidae. The record is from the annotation of a GenBank genome assembly.